Dermacentor albipictus is the source of this 6148-nucleotide messenger RNA. RefSeq names its product transportin 1 (gene Tnpo). The record is from RefSeq and is a predicted model, not a curated record. Gene Ontology annotation, biological process: protein import into nucleus. Lineage: Eukaryota; Metazoa; Arthropoda; Arachnida; Ixodida; Ixodidae. Gene Ontology annotation, cellular component: nucleus; cytoplasm. Gene Ontology annotation, molecular function: nuclear import signal receptor activity; small GTPase binding.
UAAUUGUUUUUAACGACCAGUUCAACUAGCUUGACACAAAACGUAGUGGAGCACGACGUAUCGGGUUUUCUUUCGCCCUGCUCACCUUUUUCCGCCAUGAGCACUGACUGACACAUUUGCGAGCCGGUUACGUGAAAGAUGCGAGGCAGCAUGUCGUUAUCGUGGCAACCACAAGAAGACGGACUCCGGCAAAUCCUGCAGCUUCUGAAGGAAUCGCAGUCUCCGGACACGGCAACCCAGCGUGCUGUACAACAGAAACUUGAGGAGUUGAACAAGUACCCCGACUUCAACAACUACCUCAUAUUUGUGCUCACAAAGCUGAAAUCUGAAGAUGAGCCGACGCGGUCACUGAGCGGCCUGAUCUUGAAGAAUAACGUGAAGGCACACUUUGACAAGUUUCCCCGGGAGGUGGGUGACUUCAUCAAGGCGGAAUGCCUGGAGAGCGUGGGCGAUCACUCGCCCCUGAUCCGUGCCACGGUGGGCAUCCUCAUCACCACCAUCGCCUCCAAGGGCGAGCUCACCCAGUGGCCCGAGCUGCUGCCCCGUCUCUGCCAGCUCCUCGACUCCGAGGACUACAAUGUCUGCGAGGGUUCCUUCGGAGCCUUGCAGAAGAUCUGCGAGGACUCGGCUGAGAUGCUGGACACGGAUGCACUAAACCGGCCCCUCAAUGUGCUGGUGCCCAAGUUCCUCCAGUUCUUCCGGCACAGCAGCCCCCGAAUUCGGUCGCACGCUAUCGCCUGCAUCAACCAGUUCAUCGUCAACCGCACACAGGCCCUGAUGCUCCACAUUGACUCGUUCAUCGAGAACCUGUUUCACUUGGCCUCGGACGAAGACUCCGAGGUGCGCAAGAACGUGUGCCGUGCUCUAGUCAUGCUUCUGGAGGUUCGCAUGGACCGCCUUAUCCCCCACAUACACAACAUCAUCGAGUACAUGCUGAUGCGCACACAAGACUCAGACGAAGGUGUUGCGCUGGAGGCUUGCGAGUUUUGGCUCUCACUGGCGGAGCAGCCCAUCUGUCGAGAGGUACUGGCACCGCACCUGUCCCGCCUUGUCCCCAUCCUCGUCCGGGGCAUGAAGUACUCGGAGAUUGACAUCAUCCUGCUCAAGGGAGAUGUUGAAGAGGACGAGAUGAUUCCCGAUCGGGAGGAGGACAUCCGACCCAGGUUUCACAAGUCCAAAACGCACAGUCAAAAGCACAUGGACGACAACAUCGACGAGGACUCCGUGUCGGACGAUGGCCUCGACGAUGACAACACACUGUCUGAUUGGAACCUGAGGAAGUGCUCGGCGGCGGCGCUGGACGUGCUGGCCAACGUGUUCCACGAGGAGCUUCUGGGGGUGCUGCUGCCCAUCCUGAAGGAGACGCUGUUCCACCAGGGCUGGGAGAUCAAGGAGUCGGCCAUCCUGGCCCUGGGCGCCAUCGCCGAGGGCUGCAUGGGGGGCAUGGUGCCCCACCUACCCGAGCUGAUCCCCUACCUCAUCGGCUGCCUCGGCGACAAAAAGGCCCUGGUGCGCUCCAUCACCUGCUGGACGCUGAGCCGCUACUCCCACUGGGUGGUCAGCCAGCCGCACGACUGCUACCUGCAGCCACUCAUGACCGAGCUGCUGAAGCGGGUGCUGGACGCCAACAAGCGGGUGCAAGAGGCGGCCUGCAGCGCGUUUGCCACCUUGGAAGAAGAAGCCUGCACCGAACUGGUCCCCUACCUGAGUUUCAUACUGGAGACGCUUGUCUUCGCCUUCAGCAAAUACCAGCACAAGAACCUUCUAAUACUGUACGAUGCCAUAGGAACCCUGGCAGAUUCUGUAGGCCAUCACCUCAACAAACCUGAAUACAUCAACCUCCUGAUGCCACCAUUAAUCGAGAAGUGGAAUGUCCUAAAGGACGAUGACAAGGACCUGUUUCCUCUACUAGAGUGUCUGUCUAGCGUGGCUACUGCCCUCCAGUCCGGGUUCCUGCCCUACUGCGAACCCGUGUUCAGGAGGUGCGUUUCCCUGGUGGAGCAGACACUAAAUCAAAACAUGGCCAAUGCAGCCCACCCUGACCAAUUCGAGGCCCCGGACAAGGACUUUGUCAUUGUGGCACUAGAUCUGCUAAGCGGACUGGCUGAAGGCCUGGAUGGUCACAUGGAGAGUCUUGUCAUGUCCUCCAACAUCAUGCAGCUUCUUUACCAGUGCAUGCAGGACUUGAUGCCCGAAGUACGGCAAAGUUCAUUCGCACUGCUUGGCGACCUCACCAAGGCUUGCUUCCAGCAUGUGAAUCCCUGUAUCUCUGACUUUCUUCCCAUUCUUGGUCAGAACCUGAACCCAGAGAUUAUAUCUGUGUGCAAUAAUGCAACGUGGGCCAUCGGCGAGAUCUCUGUCAAACUUGGCAGAGACAUGAAGCCUUACAUCCCGAUGGUGCUCACUCAGUUGGUGACCAUCAUCAACCGCCCCAACACGCCGAAAACCUUGCUGGAGAACACCGCCAUAACGAUUGGGCGCCUUGGUUACGUUUGCCCCGAGGAAGUGGCACCCAUGUUACAGCAGUUUAUACGCCCGUGGUGUUCGUCGCUGCGGAACAUUAGGGACAAUGAAGAGAAGGACUCUGCCUUCCGCGGCAUCUGCAGCAUGAUCAGUGUAAACCCGGGUGGAGUCGUGCACGACUUCAUUUUCUUCUGCGACGCCGUCGCAUCCUGGGUCAACCCCAAGGCAGACCUGAAGCAAACGUUCCAUGAGAUACUCCACGGUUUCAAGAACCAGGUUGGUAGCGAGAACUGGCAGCGUUUCUCUGAACAGUUUCCACCUGCCCUCAAGGAGAGGCUCACAACCAAUUAUGGUGUCUGAGAAAGGGUGGCCUCCGAGGGAAGAAUUGGGAGGUGUCUCGUGCGAAGAAGACUCUGGAGUGGAGAAAGUGCACACGCUACGGGUGUUUUUUCUCUACGCAGCCAUUGGGUAGCAAGAAGAAACCGACGUGCCCCCCUCCAAGCCGCUGCCACCGUCGUCGUGCCGGGCCCAUACCGCUACCGCCGCCUCCGUGUCGCGCCGCCAGCCAUCGCGAAAAGAAGAACCGGGGAGGGGGGGUGUCCGCGUUGUUAGCCAGGGGUCCGAAAGCAAAUGAGCGACAGUUAAAAACAUCGCGUUCUCGUCUCGUGUGAUGGACAUGUAAAAACCGCGUUCGCGUUAUCGUCUCGUGUGAUGGACAUGGUAAUCUCGCGUGCCUCCAAGAAGCGACUGGUCUUGGCCAAAGAGAAGCUUUCUCCGAGUUUGUUUGCGUCAGAUAGGAAUAACUUCGCGUCGCCGUAUCUUUGUUAGGUCAUGGACGGGUUAAAAAAAAAAGAUGGAAUGCGCCUUGUGUGUGCAGCAAACCUGCGAGACAGAAAGGAAAUCCGGAUGUUGUGUGGACGGCAGCGGUACAUGAUCACCUCGGGAGAGAAAAAAAGGUUCUCUAUUCUGGCAGCAGCUCUCUUCUGCAAAGGGAAACGACCCGAGCAAAGGACAGAAGUGGCGCCACUGUGUGUGGAUAGGAGGAACUGUUUUGCCAUCGGAAACAAUCCCUCGCUGCUGACCUGUGUGAUGGGCCCUUUGUGAGAAUGUGCCGAACUUGCAUGCCGCAACGUCAUCAACGUAUCCGCAGAAAGCGCAUGCCAAAUGUUUCUAGAGCCAAUGAAUGAAGCGAGACUUUCUUUUUUUUUUUUUCUCCCCCUCUUUCCCUUGGCCCUCAGGUGUCGUUUACAAGCAUUCUCUCUAGGUCGUUUUUUUUCUAUGUAAGUCUACGGUUGCUGGCAGGUUUGCAGUGACCGCCACUGUCACAUGUUGUUGCACGUUUUUUCCGGGGCAAGUCAGUAAUUUACCUCGCGGAUGCAAUCGAUAGUCUACGCGUUGUUAGGUCACCGUCAUGAACGCGCGCUGAGAGUUAGGUGUGUUUUUGUUCUUUUCCGCCCCUUAGUGAGACUUUCUUUUCCCCUGUGACCGCUACAUCGUGGCUCAUUUAUUUUAUUGUUGUCGAGCCAUGAGAAAACUUACUCGCUUCGCGGUCCUUUAUCGUGACAUUGGGGUUAUCACCUACCAGUGUGCUAACUUUUUUGCUGUGUAGUUGUAACAAAGCUUUUUGGAUUGAGCGACAGUCUGUUUUACAGCACAAUGCUAGGAUGUAUUUUCAUUUUUUGCCAAAGGCAGCUUUCCGUAUCUUUUUUUUCUUUGUUGUACUUAAGGAGACUAUUUUUACUGUUUUUGUACAGAUUUAAAGAGAGACUGUCAGCUUGUUUUUUAGUGUCAUAAAAAGAUUAACGAAGUUCCUCUGAUUACUAUCUCUUUCUCUUAAUAUUAUCUUACUCGUGAGCAGGAACGCGACAAGUUUCAACGCGUGUGUCGGGGUCCUCAGGUUACACUGUUUUUUGCUCGUCAGUCAGUAUAGCAACUUUAGGAGAGUGAAACAAAUUGGUCAUUUUGUUUUAGCUUUAUUGUUAGGUUAAUUUUUUUUUACUUAUACAAUUUUUCUCAAAGGAUCUGUGAUGAUGUUACAAAUACUAGAGUGCAAGAUGCAUCGUUGUUGUACAGGAAGUAUUUCUUCAUGUAUCGCUUUUUUCAUCGUUUAUUUUUCACGGACGACACACAUAACAUGGGUGGGGAUGGGUGGGAAUCGCGUGAAUGUGUAAUAGCGAGUGCGCGUGUGACUGCGUGUGAUUUUUUUUUCCUCCUUCGCGUUUUUAACUUUUUUUUUCCAUCGCCGUCGUCGACACGUCACACACACACACACAACUUCUUGUCAUUCCUCGUGACGAAAAGCUCGUUUAGAAAUCCGGUUUUUUGGGCGCGUUUAGAAAAAGCUUCAAACGGAACAGGACAAAAUCGCGUUUAUCGAAAUGGGAUUGGUUUGUCGCUCGCGGCUCAGUGGAAGGCACGAAUCGCGUUGGCCAGCGCCCUUGGUCGCCUGUUUUUGUUUUUUCUUGUUUUUCUCGAUGUGAUGACCCAGCCUGUCUCGGGAGUCCCAACAGUCCCUGCUGCAUCUUUAGUUGCGCCCAGGAAUCUGAAGCGGCACGGCUUCGCCUUUAUGCUAAGUCCGUGCUGCAUCUCUGGCCGCGGGCAAUUUGUUUGCUGUUUCGUUCCUAAAUUUUGCAGAGUUAGCCGUGCAGCUAUCCUUGUCACGCUAUGCUCAAUUGAUUUCGGGCAGGACUGUGGCUAGCCAUUGCUGUCGGUAGCAAGCACCCAACUUUGUGUAUUGCUGGGCUGGUCCCUGCUUCUUGUUGUUUUCUUCCAUCUGCGUUGAAUUGUUUACUUCGUUACGUUGCCCUUCUCCCCACGUGGCUUGUCUCAUAGAUAUUCCCAUGAUGUGCUUGCCACGUGCGUUUAAUGGGCUGUCAGCUGGCAUUCCUCUGCACUUGUUGCACUUUUUCGCUGGAAUAUGUCAGCAGCUGUGGUCAUGUGAAGUGAAAAUCGUGAAAAAAAGAAAGGUGAUUUCUUCCCCUUUCCCCCAGUAAUGUCACACCUUCCCCACUCUCUCCCUUGAAGGUGGGAGAUUUUUUUGAAGCCUUCGCAGUCAUGCUCGGAAGGCAGUCUCGUUUCUGUUAACUGUGUCGCCACGCGUACCUACCUUUGUUCUGAAAGGGCACCGUCUCAAUGCUCGUCAUAGUGAUCCAGUCUUUGAUGGGAGCAGUUUUCUGGUUGUUGGUGUGGCGUGAUGCUUAUCUGUAUUUUAUCUUCUCCUCCCCUUUGCCAUUGGUGUGUAGAGAGAGAUUUCUUGUGAUGGUGAUGACAGUGGUGAUAGUGUGUGGUGGAGAACGCUUGCCAGUUUUUCAGUUUCUCACUCCGUGCCAUGACAAGGUUUCUCUUUUUCUCAACAAAGUUGAACCUAACCUUGCAGAUUUAUUUUGCGUGUUUUUUUGUGUGUGGAGGAAAGUUGGAGAAGAUGGUUUAUGAUUAUUAUAGUCAUUCUGUGUGCAAAGAAGCACUAAUUAUUCCUGACCACUGUUAUUCAGCAGCAGAAAGUGAUAGUUAGAUGGGCAAAAUGGCACUGCCUCCUGUUAUUCGAUGGUGAUAAAACAAAAAGAAUAGCAACAAUUACUUCCUGCUUUUUCUCUGUGUAAUGUGCAUGAAUUUGUGUGUACCUUGGUUUUUAUUCACUUCAGAACAUUCACCUGAAAAAAAAAAAUGCAUGCAGUUGUUUCAAACA